CCAGGAGGCGGGGCUUGCCCGGGCCCUUAUUGGCUGCCCAGAGCCUCAGCCAGAAAAUAAAGCCCUGGAGCCCAGUGUCCUGCCAACCUUCUGCUCUUCCAGGACACAGACACAAUCUACCCCUCUCGCUCACUCUGUCCAGCUCGUUCUGUGCCGGCCAUGGCCACCCAGGAGACCCUGCACGUGAAGACUCCGGUGCGUGACAGCAUGGCACUGUCCAAAGUGGCCGGCACUAGCGUGUACCUAAAGAUGGACAACUCUCAACCCUCAGGCUCCUUCAAGAUCCGAGGCAUUGGCCAUCUCUGCAAGACGAGGGCAAAACAAGGCUGCAAACACUUUGUCUGCUCUUCAGCGGGCAAUGCGGGCAUGGCGACUGCCUACGCUGCCAGGAGGCUGGGCAUCCCAGCCACUAUUGUGGUCCCCUGCACCACACCUGCCCUCACCAUCGAGCGGCUCAGGAGUGAAGGAGCCACAGUUGAAGUGGUAGGAGAGAUGCUGGAUGAUGCCACCAGACUGGCCAAAGCUCUAGAAAAGAAUAACCCAGGUUGGGUGUACAUCUCCCCCUUCGAUGACCCUCUCAUCUGGGAAGGCCACACUACCAUCGUGAAGGAGCUGAAGGAGACAUUGAGUGACAAGCCUGGGGCCAUCCUGCUGUCUGUGGGCGGCGGGGGCCUGCUGUGCGGAGUGGUUCAGGGGCUACGGGAGGUGGGCUGGGAAGACGUGCCCAUCAUCGCCAUGGAGACCUUCGGUGCCCACAGCUUCCAUGCUGCUACCAAGGAAGGAAAGCUGGUCACGCUGCCCAAGAUCACCAGUGUCGCAAAGGCCUUGGGUGUGAACACUGUGGGGGCGCAGACCCUGAAGCUGUUUUACGAACACCCCAUCUUCUCUGAGGUCAUCUCAGACCAGGAGGCCGUGGCUGCCAUUGAGAAGUUUGUGGAUGACGAGAAGAUCCUGGUGGAGCCUGCGUGUGGCGCAGCGCUGGCUGCUGUGUACAGCGGCGUGGUCCGCAGGCUGCAGGCUGACGGACGGCUACAAGCCUCACUGACCUCACUGGUCGUCAUUGUGUGUGGUGGCAGCAACAUCAGCCUGGCACAGCUGCAGGCACUCAAGGUGCAGCUGGGCAUGAAUGGGCUGCCCAAGUGACAUCUGCUGCUGUCCUGGCCACCCUGAGAGGGGGACACCAGCACCCCUGAGGAGGGUAGGCAGGGGGUACAGCUGACAGUGGUCCCAUCUUCCUUUACCUGUUUAUAAUGUGUACUUUUUCAUUGUAAAUACAUAAAUAUAUAUAUUUAUAAAGCAAAGAA
Molecule: messenger RNA, 1304 nt
Organism: Meriones unguiculatus (Mongolian gerbil)
Lineage: Eukaryota; Metazoa; Chordata; Mammalia; Rodentia; Muridae
Gene: Sds
Product: serine dehydratase
Exons: 8
Coding region: 160-1143 (327 amino acids)
Biological process (GO): L-threonine catabolic process; L-serine catabolic process
Molecular function (GO): threonine deaminase activity; pyridoxal phosphate binding; L-serine ammonia-lyase activity
Source: RefSeq, a predicted model, not a curated record